AUCAGUCUGCUACACCAAACUAAUACUUAAAUCCAGUAAAUAUUACCAGGAAGGAGAGAGACUUUGUUGACGUUUUUUUGUUACUUCCACAUGACAGGUUAAUAGUUUCUUUUUUCAGUUCUUGGCAAUGUUUCCCUGCCCCAGCAACACGUCCACUCCCUUCUCUGUAAAGGAUAUAUUAAACCUGGAGCAGAGUCAUGACGUUAUGGCGUCUCCUCUGGACGUUUCUUCUCGUAUGGACUGUUGCAGCGUACCGACCACCUCCUCCUCCUGCUCCUCUUCCUCCUCCUGCAUGCUGGCCCGCCUGAAGCAGGAGCCUCUCCGGGACAUGUCGUCCGCCGCUUCGAUGUUUGGAGAAGACCUGCAGGAUCCCAGAGCCGGCAGAGGAAAUGCACUCAACUUUGCUACUGCCUUUUAUGGGAAAUCCAUCAUGGAGAUGGAUUUAGUUAAGGAUGGGAAAUCAGACGCGUUUGAGGGGAAACGUAGAAAAGAGGAGUUCAGCCCUCCUAGCGAGCCUGUGGAGGACAUAAAACCAGAUGAUUCGAGCCGACCUAAGACCCGAAGACGCAGGAAGCCGCGGGUGCUCUUCUCCCAGGCGCAGGUGUACGAACUGGAGCGGCGCUUCAAGCAGCAGAGGUACCUGUCCGCACCGGAGAGAGACCACCUGGCCGGGGUGCUCAAACUCACCCCAACCCAGGUGAAGAUCUGGUUCCAGAACAGGAGGUACAAGUGCAAGCGGCAGAGGCAGGACCAAAGCCUGGAGAUGGUGUCGCUGCCGCCGCCCAGGAGGGUUUCGGUGCCGGUGCUGGUGCGGGACGGGAAGCCUUGCCUGGCUGCAGACACAGCCUCCUACAACCCGUCCUACAGCAUGGGGCACAUCAACCAUUUCACGUAUAACAACUACCCGGCCUUCAGUAACUACACCAGCCCCGGCUGCAACACAAACUAUGCGUGUAGCUAUCCUGCAUCCACAAUGCAAACUAUGCAAGGACCCUCCAACAACGGGAACUACAUGAACUUCGGGGUUGGGGACCUGAAUAACGUGCAGAACACAUUCACCUCCAGUAAUGGGGUGUCUUCGUUACAUGGCAUUAGGACAUGGUAAACAAAUCUAGUAUUUCCUAUUCACUUUAACUGGGUUAUUUUACGAUUGCAUGCAUUUUUAAAUGUGUCAGGACUUUCAGAGUGUGGUCAAAUUUCUAUUCUAUCUAUAUGAAAUUACUUAUUCCUGCUAGUUUUACCGUUUGUGUUUUAAGCACUGAAUAGCUUAUAUUUUUAUUUAUUUUCAUGACAAUGCCCCGUAAAUCAAAUUUCAAGAUCUGAAUCAGCAUACAGAUGAGGAAAUGUAACCAAAACAAGUUGCAAGCACAGUAAUUUAAAGUUAUUUUAAAAGUAACAUUUGAAACCAUUUCCUCUUCCUUCCUUUUAUUUUAUUAUUUGUAUUGACUCCAAAUGUAUUUUUCAAUAUGUGUACCUAUAAAAGUUAGACUUAGAGGGUGAAAACAAAACAAAAAAAUACAACUACUCGUAAAUUAAGGCAUUAUUGUAAAUCUAAUUACUAAUAUUGUGUUUUAUAUUGCCUGAAAUAAGCUAAUUAAUUAUGAAAAUGUAAAUGAAGUUGUUGGGUGGAAAAAGUUGGCUCUAUAUAAAAUAUAUGAUAAAAAGUAUAUAAUAUGUAACACUGAACAAUGUCUUUCGAUCACAUAAUGGUUAAACUGGUUACCCAGCAGGAUCCUAAAGUUUUUACAACCUUCAUAUGGUUUGUGUCUGGUUAAAAUGUUCAAGUGGCCAUUAGGAAGCUUCCUUCAAUGUUCUUAAACAAGGUUAAAAGGUCGUUCAGAGUGGACACUUUUUACUGCUCAUUGUCAGCCACCUACACACAUGUUUUCAGUCACUGCUACAGAGAUGGCUGUCAGCCAUGACCUUGAGCGGUACUAAAUCUUUGUAUGUUUUUAAUUCUGUGGAUAUAGAAACUUUUUGAUUUUCUUUUAUUAUAUUGUGUGUACAAGUAUCUCAAAGCCAUCUUGAAAGUCAGCCACCUUUUUUU
Messenger RNA from Eleginops maclovinus (Patagonian blennie), 2047 nucleotides. RefSeq names its product NK2 homeobox 5 (gene nkx2.5). Gene Ontology annotation, biological process: regulation of transcription by RNA polymerase II; cell differentiation. The transcript is spliced from 2 exons. Gene Ontology annotation, cellular component: nucleus. NCBI's taxonomy places the organism in Eukaryota, Metazoa, Chordata, Actinopteri, Perciformes, Eleginopidae. Gene Ontology annotation, molecular function: RNA polymerase II cis-regulatory region sequence-specific DNA binding; DNA-binding transcription factor activity, RNA polymerase II-specific. Bases 128 to 1105 code for a protein of 325 amino acids. The record is from RefSeq and is a predicted model, not a curated record.